Molecule: messenger RNA, 1725 nt
Organism: Paramecium pentaurelia
Lineage: Eukaryota; Ciliophora; Oligohymenophorea; Peniculida; Parameciidae
Source: the annotation of a GenBank genome assembly
AUGAAAAAAUCAAUAAUAAGACCAAGUAAUCAAUUAAAUUCUCCUUCAAUAUCUCACUAUAGAUCAUAAACUAAUGGUUCAGGUAUGAUUGAUCAAUCUAGGAUUUUGGAGGAAACUAGUGAAAAAUUUUAGAGAACUUGGAAUAUAUUAGAGAGUGUGGAAGAAUUAAAGAGUGUACGUUAGAUAGUGAAGUAGGUGACAACGGAGCCAUGUGUUUAAUGUGAAUGUUAAUUGGGAGGAACUAUAAUAUCUGGUAAAGUUUAUAAAGUAUCUCCAAUGGAGUUUUAUUAUUGUAAUAUUGGAACAAGAGGAUAGAAAUCACCUUUAAAUUGUACUAUGUUUUGUGAUGGAGAGUUUUAGAUAAUGAUUUCAUUUAAUUCACCUUUUCCAACUAAAUUUAAUUGUGAUUAAGUUAUUAGAAGUAAAUAAUGGGCAGUGAGACAUAAUGGAGAAGAUAAAUUACAUUUAGCAGUAGUUGCAAGGAAAUAAACAGAUAUAAAAUUUUUGAUUAAUUUUGGAUAAGCAGAUUCUUUUAGGAAAUUAGUUCGUAUGACUAGUGAUCAUGAAAGAAUAUAUAUAAGUGAUGAUAUACCAAAAACACCUUAAUUCAUUGUUAAUUAGAAUAAAGUAUUAGCAUUUAAGAAGGUGAAUAAAUUUGAGAUGGAAGUUAGUAGAUCAGAUCGUUUCUUACAGAUAUUAAAAAUAAGAAAUCAACAAAAGAAAUCAGUAUUGGAAGAAAACUAAAUGAAGAACCUUGAAUUUAAAGCUAAAGAAUGGGCACAUAAUGAAUAUAAAUUAAUUACAUAAGCAUUAAGAAAUAGACAUAAGAAAAGAGAAUAAAAAUAUUUAUGGUUUGAAUUACUUUAUUAUAUCAAAUUUGUAGACACACUCUAAACAUUUUUAUAAUAAAGAAGAAAGUAAUUAAUGAAGAAUAAAAUGAUGGUUAUAGGUUUAUAAUUGAGAAUCAAGUCUUUCAAGGAUAAUAGAUAGAAAUAGAGAGGUGAUAUUUAACAUAGAGUAAUAGGAGAUACUGUAAUGUCUUUGAUGAUUUAUUGUAAAUAAACAAGAAGAAGAUUAAUACAUAAUUGUUUAGUUUCUGUAUUACCUUUGUUGAAGUUGAGAGCAUCAUUGUUUAUGUUUAAAAAGAAAGCUAUGAUUACAAGUGGAAAAUUAUAAUUGAUAAAGAUUAAUCUUAAUUAAUUUAUAAGAAAUGUAAGAGAUUACAAAUCUAAGAUGAUUUAAAAAUGGGAUUAAUAUACUUUGAAGAUACAUUCUAUUCCAUCAUUAUAAAAAAUGGAUAAGAGAUUUAUUACUUGGAUCAAAUAUUUAUAUGAAAAAGGAUAUCAGGUUUAUUUUUAGAAUUAAUUUAUUACUUUAUUAAUGAGAGAUCGUUAUCGUUCUCAUAUUAGAGAAUAGAGAGAAAUCAAAAAAUAUAGAUUAGAAUUAAAAGCUGCCAAAUUAUAAUUGAGAUUUGCUAGAGAAUCUGUAGAUAUUUUAACUUUGAGAUAGAGAAUAUUUAGAUUGAACAAUGAUAUAUUUGCUAUGUAAGUGAAAAAUUAAUUCUUUAUUCAUUCUGAUGUUGAAAGAUUUGUCAAUUCAAUUUUAGAGUAGAGCUCAUUUAUCUUUUUAGAUGAGGAUACUAAUCAAUUAAAUUAAGAAAAACAAUCUCGUAUUAGAGUGAGUUUAAAAAGAUAAAAGACAAUGAGAAUCUCAAAGAAUCUUUGA